Gryllus bimaculatus (two-spotted cricket) is the source of this 3501-nucleotide messenger RNA. Lineage: Eukaryota; Metazoa; Arthropoda; Insecta; Orthoptera; Gryllidae. The record is from the annotation of a GenBank genome assembly.
UGGUAGUACCGGAUUGUUGUUGGCAAUUCUGCUCUUUGAGAUAAGAUUGGAUGAGAUGGAUGAGAUCUAGACUGUAACGCAUUCUGUUCAUGGCUCACCGUACUACUAAAUUCUUCAUAAUUCUCAUAAAUGGCACGUUCUUGCAUGAUUUAGAAAUAAGAAUAUUAAGAUAAUUAUUUAAUGCAGUAGUAUAAGGAGUAUUAGUUAACUACGAAAUUACCGCAUCUUGCUUUCGAAUUUCCCGUUUUAAUCCCAUGUGGUUGCCCACGUGAACGAUCCACAAUAUGGCUAGAGUAGAAACUUCACAGCUGAUUAUUGUUUAUACUGUCACUGCCGCAUACCCUGGUAUUGUAUUCCAUUCCAUUACAAUUGCUGAUGUCAACUUCGUCUUCGUGUUUAUUGUGGCCUAGGCUUGCUAGUAGAAUUACUUUUUGAAACCUCUACAUCGAUUGCUCUUGAUUAAUAAAUGAAAUUUCUGCAUUUUUUUGUUUACUUUAAUUUUUUUUCGAACAUUAGAUUGAAAUUGGAUGUUCGUAUUGGAACUAGCUACUAAAUAAUGUCAGCCUCCCGUAUCUUUCCGUGUUUCAGUUGGUUGAGACCAAGCUGGGCCCAGCGAGUAUUAUAAGGCGAGGUAAGGCGAGGCCAGGAUUCGGCCUCACUCUUGGCCUGCACUGUGCCCAUUCUUGACAUGUGUGGUCUUCAAGCUGCAUUUAAGAUAACGUAGAGUUCAACGUAAUCUCAAAAGUUGUUGAAUCGUGUGCAUCGUUGCAGGAUAUCAAACGCAUACUCUGAUCAAAAGUACACAUAGGAAUGGUGCUAUUAAGUUACGUACUUCGCACGAGUACCCAAUACACACCGAAAAGUUUGUAUAAGUAUCUUCUUAGACAGUGCGAUAAAUUACCUAGUGAUGCAGCGCAGCAUUAUAAACACGCAAUCAAACAGAGUUACAAGCAACAUAUACUCGAAACUGAUCAACAACGGGUUCAACAAAUUAUCAAGCGAGCUGUGGAAGAUGCAGAAUGGGUAAUAAAGAAGUACACUGAGAAGAAUAGAGGAUAAAUUCCUGCUUGUUUCGUAGAUCCCUUGAGUUUUUUAGUCUUCAACAUUUUGAAAUAUGGAGUCGUCACCAGAUGUAAUUUUAUGUAGAUCUCCAUUGGAAGAUAUUUCUCAAUAUCAACAAGCUGUAGAACGGUGGCAUAGAAACCCACAUUAUGUGAAUAGACGAAUUUCCACUUCUGUACCUCUGUUCACUGCAAAAGUGCAACAUCCAGAACGUAGCCAUGAUCUUCUUGGACUAAUUAUAAAAUGUGAGAUGACAUCAAAUAUGGAAAUAACAUGUAUAAUAGAUUCAUUAAAACAAAAUGGUAUGGUUAUCAAAAAUGAAAAUUCAUCUGAAGAUAACACAAAUUAUUUAAAUUUGGAGAUAAGGAAGCUUCUACCACGUUAUAACAAAGUAUUUAAAGAAAUGCUCCAGAUCACUAUCUCAGAUUCUAUUCCGAGUGAAUACAUAUUUAUUGGUUUACCUUAUGGAAAAGGGGUUAUCAGUUCUCCCUUGGCCCCAGUUUAUCCUUUUAGCAUUCAGUUUGUGAAUGAGGAAAUGCUGCUUGUAAUUUUUGGAAUAAAUGCUGUGAAUGACAAAGCAGCUGUCUGGUUAAAAGAAUGCCUAUUCCCAAAAUUGCAACGCUGGUCAGAAGAAAAUCCAAAUCAAUCUUCACCUGGAAUAGAGUCAUUGUCCUUAAUUUAUGCUGAUCAGUAUUCUGUGCUUUACCAGAACCUGAAGGAAAAAUAUGGACAAAAAUUCGUUGAAAUUUGGUCCGAAAGAACAGAUCCCCAGAAGUUUGUGUAUGAAGAUGUAGCUAUAGCUACCUACUUGUUACUUCUCUGGGAAGCACAGCGUUCUCAACAGAAUCGUCCUAAUUGGAAGCAAUCAUUUGUUGACAUGGGAUGUGGCAAUGGCCUUCUUGUUUACAUCUUGAACAGUGAAGGACAUCCAGGAUUAGGUGUGGAUGUACGAAAACGUGGCAUUUGGGAUCUGUAUCCAUCAUCCACCCAACUAAAGGUCCAGACAUUUGUGCCUUCCAACUGCAACACCUUUCCUGAGGCUGAUUGGAUAAUUGGGAAUCAUUCAGAUGAACUCACUCCAUGGAUUCCAGUGAUAGCAUCAAAAAGUUCUUAUAAAUGCAGUUUCUUUCUUUUACCAUGCUGUGCAUAUGUUUUCAGUGGUCAUAAAUAUCAGAGGCAAGACUCUUCUCGUAGUCAGUAUUCUGAGUACUUGGAUUACAUAAAAACAAUUUGUGAAAAAUGUGGAUUUGUUACUAAAUUUGAUAGGCUUAAGAUUCCAUCAACAAAAAGAAUUUGCCUUGUAGGUUCAGAAAGAAAUUAUUUGGAGAAUAAUUUUAAAGAUAAACAGAGAGAGAUAAUUGAAUUUAUCCAAACAUGUUCGGAAGUGCCGGAAGAAUCUUCUAAAAUUAGUUCUGAAAGCACCCAUUCUUCGAUUGAUUCCUGUUCCUCGGAGAUGUGGACUUCUCAUUUCAUAGCUAGAGAAGCGAAAGAAGAAGUGAGAAAUUGUACUAAGAUAAAGGAAGGCAUAUCCAACAAGAUUAUUGACAUUGUUGUACAAAUGUUAUUAGCAGAAAACAAUUUGAUUCCUGUCAAAGGAAAAGAUGGAAAGGAAAAAAUGUGGAAUGCAGGAUGCUGUGUGAAACUGGGUGAUGUCGCAGCAUUGUUGCCAAAGAAACUCUUAUUAGAAUUAAAGAAGGAGUGUGGUGGCCUGCAAACCCUGUUAAGAAAUAAUCACGAAAUUUUUUCUGUUAUAAGUGGCUCUGUUAAGCUUUCCAGACCAGCUACUGUUGAAGAAAAGGUUUCAAGAUUUAAGAAUAACAAGAGAAAAGUAGAAAUCAAACUGAAGCAAAAACCUUGUUGGUUUUUUAAUUUUCAUCCAGAUGGGUGUCCACUUAAUACUGAAGAAUGUUCAUUUUGUCAUUGAUCCUAUGUGUGAAUAUCAAAUUGGCAUAAUUAUUUUGAUAAAUACCAUCCUGCUUAGUUUAGUUUGUACAUAACAUAUGUGUGCAUAAAAUACUUACUAGUUUUCAUUAUUUUAUAAUGAUUUUAUAAUUUGAAAUACAAAAGAUGUGUAUUUACUGCAGCAAUAUAAUGGCAGAAAUAUUGCUUUAUUUUUUGAUUAAGGCUUAAUAAGCAUUAAAGCUUAUAAUGAAAUUAUGUACUUUCAAUCCCCUACUUCUCUCGAUACAUAAUAAAUUAAGUUGAUUGUCCUGAUGAAAUAAACGUGUGAUAAAUGGUUCUUAGAGAAGCUCUGCUGUUUGCUAUGAUAGCACUAUUAGAUAUUUCAAAAAUGCUUAAAGCUUCGUUAAGUUUUGGAAGUAUGUUUAAUGUUUACUUUUAUAUAUCAAUAAUUUUCAUAUAUGACUUUUACCUUUGCUUUCCAUUUUCACAGAUUUUAUUACAGUUAGUUCUGCACUCUCUUUACUAUUUACUGUGUUA